This is a messenger RNA of Macrosiphum euphorbiae (potato aphid), 2946 nucleotides long. The record is from the annotation of a GenBank genome assembly. NCBI's taxonomy places the organism in Eukaryota, Metazoa, Arthropoda, Insecta, Hemiptera, Aphididae.
AUGGUCAUUAAUAAACAAAAUAAUAUAAAUAAUAAAAAAGGUAAAUCGUAUAAACAACAUUUAAUUACAACAGUAGAUUCAGAAACAGGGUCUAAUGAUGAAGAUUUAGUUUUUUCUAUAAAUCAAGUUGAAAUAAAAGAAACUGAUAGCAAAAAAUGGUCACAAGUAAUUAAUGUUAAUGAUACUCAAAUAAAUUUUCAGAUAGAUACGGGAGCAGAAACUAAUAUAUUACCAUACAGAGUUUUUACAAAAAUUAACACUAAAAAAUUAAUCCAACCCACAAAAAUUAAAAUUGAGUCUUAUGGUGGUUAUAAAUUAACCCCAAAAGGAAUAAUAAUAUUAGAAUGUAGGGUUAAAGAAAUAGUUAAAGAUGUUCAAUUUGUAGUAAUAGAGCAUCCUAAAUGUAUUCCAAUAUUAGGAUUAAGCUCUUGCAUUGAUUUUAAUUUGAUACAAAGAAUUAAUAGAUUACACAUUAGUAAGACUAAGACAGCGGAACUUGAUAAUUUUAUAUCCAAAAAUAAAGAUGUAUUUGAAGGUUUAGGUACCUUUCCGGACUUAGUUCAAAUUAAGUUAGUCGAUGAAGCUGUUCCUAGAGCAAAUCCUCCUCGUAGAGUUCCACUUGCAUUAAAACCAAGAUUGGAACAAACUUUAAAAGAGCUUACUAACAAAAAAAUAAUAGAACCUGUAAAUGAACCCUUAGAGUGGGUCAAUAAUAUUGUUAUAGUAGAAAAAUCUAAUAAAACACUUAGAGUAUGUCUAGAUCCAAGUAAUCUUAAUAAAUAUAUAGUGCGUGAGUAUUUCCCUAUUCCCACACUAGAAGAAAUAACACCAAAAUUAAUAAAUAAGAGUAUUUUUUGUGUGUUUGAUUUAAAAGACGGCUUUCACCAAAUAAAAUUGGAGAAAGAAUCUAGUAAUUACUGUACUUUCAGUAGUCCUUUUGGUUGUUAUAGGUUCUUGAGAGCACCAUUUGGUUUAUCGUCAAUACCAGAAAUUUUUCAAAAACUAACUCAUAAAUAUUUUGGUGACAUAGAAAAUGUCAUAGUUUAUUUUGAUGAUAUACUCUGUGCAACCAAUUCUAAGGAAGAAAUGGAUAAAACUGUGUUAAAAGUUCUUGAAAGGGCAAAAAAAUAUAAUAUUAAAUUUAAUGCAAAUAAAGUACAAUUUUAUCAAUCUGAAGUUAAGUAUUUAGGAUUAUUGUUUUCUAAAGAUGGUAUGAAGCCAGAUGAUAAUCGCAUCACUGCCAUUAAGGAACUUAAAAUUCCUAGUAAUAAAAAAGAGUUACAACAAAUAUUGGGAGUAAUAAAUUAUCUUAGACAAUUCAUACCAAAUUUGUCAGAAUUAAGCUCACCAUUUAGGGAAUUAAUGAAAAAUAAUGUAUUAUGGCAGUGGACAAAUAAACACACAGAUAUAUUAGAAAAAAUUAAGACUUUAAUAGCAGAAGCAUCAGCACUAAAUAAUUUUGAUAUGAAUAAGCAAAUUACAGUUCAGUGUGAUAGCUCACAAAAUGCGCUGGGAUGUUGCUUGUUGCAAGAUAAUAAACCAGUAGCUUUUGCCUCUAGGUCUUUAACAUCUACAGAAAUAAAUUAUGCUCAAAUUGAAAAAGAACUAUUAUCAAUAACAUAUGCACUUUCAAAAUUUCAUAAUUAUGUCUAUGGGAAUAAAAUAAUAAUAAAUAACGAUCAUUUGCCUUUAGUCUCAUUAUUGAAAAAACCAAUAGACAAAAUAAAAAAUAAUCGUCUAAGAAGAUUAAAGAUUAAAACUUUACCAUACACAUUUGUAUUAGAAUAUGUCCCUGGACCAAAACUAUAUAUUGCUGAUCUCUUAUCAAGGAAUAUAGUACAUAAAACUCCAGUAGGUGAUAAUGAAAUGACUGAUGUGGUCCAUACAGUACAAAUAGCACCAGAAUUAUUAAUUUCUGCUAAAAAAUUUAAAUUAUAUCAAAUGGAAACCCUAAAUGAUGAGGUGUUAUCUUUAGUACUUCAAUACUAUAAAAAUGGGUGGCCAAAAAGCAUAAAUAGAAAUAUAACUGGUGAAAUUAAACAUUUUUUUAAACUCAGGUAUGACAUAACAGUACAAGAUAAUCUAGUGUAUUUAGAUAAUAAAAUAGUUAUACCAAAAAAACUUAGAAAAACAAUACUAACUUUGUUACAUGAAACACAUCUAAGUGCACAUAAACAAAAAUUUUUAGCGAAGUCAAUAUUUUACUGGCCCGGUAUCAAUUCAGAUAUAUGUGAUUUUGCUGAAGAUUGUAGUUUGUGUCAAAAGUUAAAGAGAAAUCAAAUUAAACAAACAUUAAUAAACCAUGAGAUACCUAAAGCACCGUUUAUAAAAAUUGGUUUGGAUAUAGCAGAAUAUAAAAGUUCUAAUUAUUUAAUAGUUGUUGAUUAUUAUUCUAGGUGGUUAGAAAUAAUUGAAAUUAGACAUAAGGAUACGUCAACAAUAAUUUCAAAGUUAAAACCGUUAUUUAGCAAAUUUGGGAUUCCUAUGGAAAUAAUAGCUGAUAAUAUGCCUUUUGGUAGUAGGGAGUUUCUGAAAUUUGCUAAUGAUUGGGAAUUUGAGGUAAAUACAGCAAGCCCUCACUAUCCACAAAGCAAUGGACUUGCUGAAAAAGGAGUGGGCAUAGCUAAAAAAAUAUUACAAAAGUGUAAAGAAGAGGGUCAUGACAUAGAUCUUUAUCUUUUAAAUUACAGAAAUAGUAAUGUAGCUAAUUUAGAUUUUUCACCUGCACAAUUGUUAAUGAACAGAAAAUUGCGCAGUAAACUACCAACUUUUAUUGAUGAAGUAACAGCAAAAUUGAAUAUUAAUGCUUAUGAACAAAUGAUAAAAAUAAACAAAAACAAAAAAACUAUUUUGAUAAAAACUCUUCUAAAACAGAAAUUCAAUUUAAUGUGGGUGAUAAAAUUUAUAUACAAAAUUAUAAAAACAAGUUUUGGGAGAAAGGAGUAG